This is a messenger RNA of Silurus meridionalis, 3440 nucleotides long. It is a transcript of the gene emilin3b, whose product is annotated as EMILIN-3. The record is from RefSeq and is a predicted model, not a curated record. Gene Ontology annotation, molecular function: protein binding. Gene Ontology annotation, cellular component: extracellular matrix. Lineage: Eukaryota; Metazoa; Chordata; Actinopteri; Siluriformes; Siluridae.
CACACACACACACACACACACACACACACACACAGAGACAUAAAGGAGAGAGAAAGAGAACUGCUGAACCCGUCACAACACCUCCAUCCCGUCUUCUGUACAUACCUGCUGCUUCUUUCCUCAUUCUCCUCUCUCUUUCUCUCUCCUUUUCCUCAGUAGAUCUUUUCUCCUCAUGUUCCAACUCUUUCCUUAAAGGACUCUCAGACGUUCUCGAAUGCAGAGAAGAUGGUUCUGGAUCAGCAGAUGUUUCCCCAGGAGCCGUACUCGGUGCUUCUCUGAAAGAUCGCUCACAUCACUGGAGGAUUUAAUAAACAGCCAAAUAAACCCCUCAUGACUGGAGCACAGCUGAUUCUCACUCCGCAGAACUUGAAGAACCUGAAGAACCCUGUUCCAUCUUAUGCUUCUGAAAUCUGAAAUAUGAAGUGUCCACUUUGCUGCCUUGCUCUGCUGCCUCUUUUCCUGGGACUCAAUUUGGUGGACUCCAAGGGAACGUUUUAUGGAAACCCCUACAGGUUUAAUCUGUACAAAGCCGGUGCUGGUCCACAUGUAAACCCGGGAAAACCCAUGACUCGCCACAAAAAUCACUGUGCCUACGUUGUCCAGAAGAACAUCACCUGUACGAUUCAGGAUGGAAUGGCCACCUACGUCAAGGCGGACUACACCACCAAGUGCAUCUGGGGACAGAAGUGUCCCGUGGUGAUGUAUCGGACAUUCUACAAACCUACCUACAAGGUUGGCUACAAGACAGUGACUGAGCUGGAAUGGCGCUGUUGCCCGGGUUACUCUGGAGAAAACUGCUUUGAUGGUCCUACACCUGGUCCAGACUCCAUCAUGCCAACAUUCAAAGGCUCUAGACCAGGUAUAAAAGGUUUCCCAUGGGGUCACAAAAAGAUACCAAACCCUGGAUCAGAGCUCGAGCCAGGAAAGCAUCUUUUCCCUGGGGGUCAUCAUGAUAAUGUACCAACAGGACAUGUACCUUCAGCAGGUCCAGGAACAGGUGUCACUGGUGAGCGUCUAGACCGUAUGGAGGAGGAUCUAAGGAGGCUUUCGCAGGGUUUGGAAACUCUGAAUGGUAUGAUCACUGGCCUGGAGGAACGUCUCCGCAUCUCACUCCGUGAAGACACCACUAAGAUGGUGAGUACCCUGCUAGGUGGAGCCCCACGCAGACAGGACUCUACAGUGGGUUUUGCAGUCAUCCCUGAGGGCAUGCCAGAUACCACAGGGGGCAGCGAGGGCUUUCCAGUUCUUGGAGAGCUGGUUGGAAGGGUGACAGAGGUCAAGGAUGAGCUAAGGGUCAAAAGCGACAUGCUGGAUGAGAUCCAUGGCAUGGUAAUGGGCCAUGAUGGGCAGCUGAAGAGGCUGAUGGAAGUGCCACCUGGAGGCAUCCAGAAGUUAAUGGAGAAGCUGCUGGAUGAAAAACUAGUUGGCAUCAGAGCACAGAUCCUGGAUGGAUUUGAAAGGCGGCUGAGUGGCCUGGAAAACCACUGCAAUGAAAAAAUCGGACAGAUUCAGAACAACUGCCACAAGGAAUACCUUAAUGGCCAGGAGCAGCUCCAGCAGUCUUUGGAUGGCCGUGAGACGGGCCUGAGGAAGGAGCUGGGUGACCUUCAGGCUCAGAUCCAGGGUCUGACAGUUACCCCAGGCUGCUGUACUCAGAUUGAUGAUUUUUCCCAGCGAACCCUGCUUCUGGAGGAGUCUGUUAAGGGUUUGACUGAAUCUCAGAGGCAACUCCAGACAGCACUGAGUGAGCAAACAAUUCACCUGGAGACAAUGUUGGAUACUCGUUUACUACACAUAGAGGGCCAUCUGAACACCACAGAGCAGGACAAGACCAUGUUUGAUGUUUUGGGUGAGGGAUCCCUGGAUGGAUUUAAGACCCAUAUAGAGGACAAGCUGAAAAGCCUGGAGCGUGUGUUUGUGGCUGUAGAGGAACUGAGCAAUGCGACGUCUCCAGCACUACUGGAGGGCCAAGUGGUGCCAGCAUUAGGGACAGAGAUUGAGAACAUCAACAGACGUAUAGAAACUGGUUUGGAUGGAGUCCAGAAGCAGUUAACAGAUCUUGAGCUUCUUUGCACUUCAGCUUGUUCUCCAGCACCUAAUCUUGAUGCAGCACAAAUCCAAACAGAGAUUGAAGACUGCAAACAGAUGGAGAAGAAGAUUUCAGAACGUCUGGACAAACACAUGGAUAUGUUGGAUCAUCUAAAUGGAACCUUGCAAGGACUUCUGGUUCAAAUCGCUAAAGAGGACAAUGAGGGCUCGGUACAGGGGGAAAUCACACUCCUCAAGAUUAAUGUCAACUCUGUAAACCGCAGUCUAAAGGGCUUGAAGGAUUCCGUACACCUCUUCACGCACGAGAUGAGUCAUGCUAACUCGACAUGGCAGGAACGGCAGCAGAGGCUGGUCAAACAAGUGCACGGCAUCGCUGAGCUUGUGGGCCAGCAGGGGGCACUGCUUGGUUCUGGAGAGCGCAGGCUGAUCCAGUUGAAAGGUGAGCUGCAGGGAAUGAGGCGCAGGCUGUCGGGGGAACUGCAGGGCUGCCGGGGAACGGCGCUGGAUGCUCAUCGUGAGGUCCUGGGGGUUGAAAGUCGCAUCUCGCAGGUGGAGGGCCAGUGUAGCAGCCUGGGGGAGCUCGCCGAUCAGCUGGAAAGGAUUCGUGCAGAACUCGAGAGUCAUUCAGACAGCUACCUGGCGCAGGUCAAUGGCACCCUUGCAAGCCACACCCAACAGCUCACACAGCUCAGAAAUGGACUCCAGGAAUGUGUUAACAAGACGGUCCAGUAACCACCUGGAUACAGAGACACUUCAAAACCUGACUGUACAAAAUCACAUGUUUCUUCUGGUUUUAUCAACAGGGCAUUGUUUUCUUACUUAUCACUUUAUCUUUUAGAUAUUUCUCUUUUUUUCUGUUAUGUAUAUUGUUUCUAACCAGUGUGAUAACUUAUAUAAAGAAUAAACUUGACUGUGGUGUUAUAUAUUUGUACAGUUUAGCGCAGCAAGUCCUCAGUCCUGUACCACUGAUUUGCACAGUUUUCCCAGCUGCUGCAUGGUAAUCGCUAGUAAGUGCUUCAUAAGAUAAAGGAUUUUUAGGGUAUAUAAAUUAGGACAGAUUUAUAAGAUGAUGUCUGAUUUAUAAGCUGCUCUGCUCUCAUAUCAUCUCAUUUCAUUUCAGUUCAGUCUCUCGUUCUGUUGUGUCGAAUUUGAAAAUUACUGUCAUCAUUAUGGUGCUAAAUAUAAAGUGUGAAACGAUUUGUAUGUGAAAUAUAUGUGUUCUAUUUUACUUUUGCUAUGAGAUUAUAAUUUUUCAUGAUGAAAUGUUUUUGGGAACUGGGCGUGGCUGCAGCAUGACUUGUUAAAGUUUCACUUGUAAAUGAUGGACUGUUUUUUUUCGAUAUUAACCACUAGAGGGCAGCAAUAACGCUAAUAAAAGAGAUACUGUACAA